Molecule: messenger RNA, 417 nt
Organism: Linum tenue
Lineage: Eukaryota; Viridiplantae; Streptophyta; Magnoliopsida; Malpighiales; Linaceae
Source: the annotation of a GenBank genome assembly
AUGAACCCCGAUGCGAGUUUGAUUACUGCGCUCGUAGAGCGCUGGCGACCCGAGACGUCGACCUUCCAUCUACCGUUUGGUGAGAUCACGAUCAUGUUAGAGGACGUUGUUACACUGUCAGGUCUGACGAUCGACGGUGAUGCCGUCGUAGUUGAUAUACCGGAUGAGGUGUGGUCGGCGAUCGGUUUGAGACUGUUAGGACGGGUUUCGACUGAUCUUUCAGGCGGUGUCGGUGUCGUUAGGAUUGUUUGGCUGAGGGAUGAAUUCAGUCAUCUGCCGGAAAAUGCAUCACAGGAGGUUAUAGAGCAGUUUGGACGAACUUAUGCUCUAUCUCUGAUGGGAGGUGUACUUUUCCCGGAUCGAUCUGGAGCUACGGUUCGCCUGGGGAGCUGCUGUUUUAUCCUACCUGUACCGUGA